Molecule: messenger RNA, 2505 nt
Organism: Peniophora sp. CBMAI 1063
Lineage: Eukaryota; Fungi; Basidiomycota; Agaricomycetes; Russulales; Peniophoraceae
Source: the annotation of a GenBank genome assembly
AUGGAGCAGUAUGUUGAUGGCAAUGCUGAAGGCGCGGAGGCUGAGGAUGAGGGCGCUGUUAAUGAAAACGAAGAUGAUGUUGACGAGACUUAUGGAGAACACGCUCCGAAGCUCCUGACAUUGAACUUGCUCACUGCCAUUCAAUUUCGCGUUCUGGAGCCCCUUGUCAGCCAGUAUAUUGUAUUAGAUGGGCAGGAGAGGGCCGAGUUUGUGCUCAAAGCCUUCCAGGAUGUUUGGGAUGGUGAGACCAUCGAGUGGGAUACUCCAGUGCUCUGGCCGUCGCGAACAAGCAAUAAGCGGUUUCAUAUUGUUCACAAGCCUGGCGACCGCAAGUCGGAAUGGGACCCGGUUCAAGCCUGUGGACAUGUCUACGUUGACACGAUCCAUGAGUUGAUCACAGAGGUAUCCGGGCUACGGCAUGGUGAUCAAUAUUGGAUCAGGGAGUAUAAGAAAGCAAGGCUGGUGUUGUAUUAUUCUCUUUCCGAUGAAGAUCGCAAUGAUCUUGACACUCUGGUGUUUGAAUGGAAUAAGAAUGGGCUCCCGCCUGAACAAAAGAGGAGGAAGUUUAUGCGAAGUGGGAAGAAGAAGAUGUUGGAUAUGGCGGUCGAUAACUUGAAGAACAAGGGUGUAUAUACCUUUUUUAUGAUUAUACCAGAGCCUGGUGUUGCUACCAAUGCGGAGUUUGUCGAUUUCUCCACUGAGAUGGUUCUGGGCGAGAAGCGGUUUCACCCCCACCAUACGUCAAUGACCGGAACCCUCGCACGGCUACUUCAAUUUGUCAAUCAGUCAACAGGGUUGGGCAAGGUUACGAACAAGCGGCGCAAGAAGAUUAAGGAUGCUAUGGACCGACUUACGGGCUAUGCGAUUCGCCCCAGUGAUUAUAGGGGGCGUGAUGGCUUGCUUUUGCGCAGGGCUGACUUCUCGCCUGAACUACAAAAGGAAGAGACGAAGAAUGCCCUGUACUACAUAUUCAGCACAGCACACGCCAACAUUUCGUCUUCCUAUCCAAAAUAUCUCGACGUCCCUUGGACAGAUAUCGCUGCCACCGACUCAGAGGGCAAUGGCCUGCUCGUCGAUGGGAAUCAAGCUGCACGUGUCGAACUGCUAGAAUGGCUAUUCACAAUUGGGGAGCUUAUUUUCCACCACUGGAAGCGGAAGAAUGGGCCCCGUCUUCUUCCUGUUGCCCAUGCCGACCACUAUUGGGCAACUACCGAAGCAGAUUCCCAGACGGCUGAGCUCCAGCGUAGUCGUGACAAGGCCCUGAACGCCCGGCCGUGUACUCCCACGGAACCUACCCUCCUGCCGGUGCCUGGUACCGCUGCGGCAUCUACGCUGCCGCCGGCACCUCUGGUCCCAUUCCUGCCUUCUGCACCCGCUCGCAUGACCAUUGCGCGUAGUCGGUAUGGCAGUGCUCGCGAAGUUCAAGUUCACGAUCCCGAGCUACGGAAUGUGCUAGACCAGGCUGGCGCCCCAAUUUUCACACAUAUUCUGGAUCCAGACGACUUUGCCAUUGCUUUGCCACUCGUUGAUGGACUCACUCAACCACUUGCUGUUCCCCAUACGGCUGAGGCUCGUGCCCAGUGGUGUCUGCAUUUCCUAACACUUCGCGCUACCGAUCUGGUGCUCCCGGAAACUCUCUUUCAACAAUGUGUUCGCUCCCUGGCCGAGCUACCGCUCGUCCAAAAUCAUGGAUAUGGAAGUACUAACUUUGCGAGCGGGCUUGCAUCCCCUUUCCUACCACCGGAUGUCGAUUGGCAUUCAGCGGGACCCACACUCACCGACAACCCGGCCACGGUGGCUGCCGUGGAAGCUUAUCUUUGUUCUUCGCCCUGGCAAUUUGCUUACAACGACGAGCUUCUUUUCUCGGGAUUUGACAUGGCUUGGGCAUGCCUGCUGGCUGCGCUUCUCUACAGCGAGCUAGCUCAGUCAUAUGAGGUCGGACGAGGCAUCAGCUACGAAGAGCUACAAAACAUUCUACAAGCUUUCCAUCAAUUCUUACGCACAUUGGCUGAGCGGCACGCUUAUCCGGGCCACGGUCCCGCCAUGAAGUAUGCCCUCGUUGAUAGCCGUCAAGAGUACCUGUACGGUAUCUUUCGAAUGCAUGAGCCGCUUAUCUCGCUCCUUGAAGCAGUCCAGAAGCUGCCCAACACAACACCUCCCACACCAUGCUCAUCGUCAUCAGUCACCCACUUCCCAUCUUGGCAAUCACCUCGAUGUGGGUUACCAGUCGCAAUGCAUAAGGAUCCGCACCUGGUGGGGAAGAUGCAGGGGUUCCUUUCCGAGAUGUCUCUUGUUGUCGAGUCCACAAGUGGCACAGCUGGGUCAAGAGAGGACGCACUCUUGCAUCUCCUUCAAGUUGCCUUCCUGCUAGCCGAUUUGGAAAGUAUUCAGAUGGAGACUUGGGACGAGAUGGGCCAGUUGGAAACGUCAUCCCUCCGUGGGCACGAGGACGAGCUGAUGCACUGCCGUCCGCAUCAUACGAGGAGCCCAGCCUCGACUCCUUAA